GCUGUCGUGAACUCGCCAGCGGUGCACAUAAAGGCUUUCUACAACGCCACGUGGUCUCAGCGGUACGGGCACGGGCUGGCCCCUGGCUCCCUGACCCUCCUCUACUCCCUGACUGUCUCCAUCUUCGCCCUGGGUGGGCUGGUGGGCUCCCUGCUCGUGGGGGUGCUGGUGGAGCGGUACGGCAGGAAGGGCGCGCUGAGCCGCAGUGCUCUCCUUGUCCUCCUGGCCGGUGGCUUCAUGGGCUUCAGCCGGGAGCUGAGGUCCCCUGAGAUGGUGAUCAUUGGCCGCUCCAUCAUGGGGAUCCACUCAGGUAUCUGUCUCAGUGUGGUCCCCCUCUACCUGGGAGAAAUCGCCCCCAAGAACCUGCGAGGUUUCCUGGGCCUCAUGCCCAGCAUCUUCAUCUGCCUGGGGGUUUUCUUUGCACAGGUCCUGGGCCUCCCAGAGCUGCUGGGUGAGGACAGGUUCUGGCCCCUUUUCCUGUCCAUGGUGGUCAUUCCUGCCUCUCUCCAGCUCCUGCUGCUGCACUGCUUCCCUGAGAGCCCGCGGUACCUGCUGAUAGAGAGGAACGACGUCUGUGGGGCCACCAAGGCGCUGCACCAGUUCCUGGGGACACCCGACGUGCAGGAUGUAAUCAAGGAGAUGAAAGAAGAGCAGCGGUCGCUCUCCUCCGUGGAGAUGGUUUCCGUCUGGCAGCUGCUGCGGGACCGCUCCAUCUGCUGGCAAACCCUCUCGGUGGUGGUGGUGAAUGCCGGCAUGCAGCUCUCGGGGAUCGACGCCAUCUGGUUUUACACCAACUGCUUUACCAUCGAGAAGCUGGGCCGGCGGCCCCUCAUCAUCACCGGCUUCUGCGCCAUGGGCAUCUGCUCGGCCGGCAUCACUUUCUCCCUGCUGCUGCAGGCUGCCCUGCCCUGGAUGCGCUACGUCGGUGUCGCCUGCGUGGUUGGCAUCAUCGCUGGCUUCUGCAUGGGACCAGCCGGUGUCCCCUUCCUGAUGACAGCUGAGCUCUUCACGCAGUCGCACCGCCCGGCCGCCUACAUCGUGGGGGGGUCCCUCAACUGGCUCUGCAACUUCACCAUUGGCUUUGUCUUCCCCUUCUUGCAGAUGUCAGCUGGUGCCUUUUGCUACCUAGUUUUCUGCAGCAUCUGCCUGCUGGUGGCUCUGUAUGUCUACCUCAUCAUCCCCGAGACCAAGAACAAAACCUUCAUGGAGAUCAGCUACAUCUUCGCCACCCGCCGCUCCUUCCUCUCGAUCCCAGUCCACCUCAUCGGGAUGAUGAAGCUCGAUGGCUACGGGGCCUUGGAGAGCAGCUCCCCGGAGGGCUCGGGCUCCUGUCUGCCCUAA
Molecule: messenger RNA, 1341 nt
Organism: Tauraco erythrolophus (red-crested turaco)
Lineage: Eukaryota; Metazoa; Chordata; Aves; Musophagiformes; Musophagidae
Source: RefSeq, a predicted model, not a curated record